AGAAGAAGAAAGGGGAGGUUGCUAAUGGAGUGGGGUAGAUACUGCAGUGGAAACCUCAUCGUCAGGAGAGCUAUAAAACGGCUGGUCUUUGCCACAGUCGACGCAGAGCCGCUACCAGAAGGGAAACGGGUUUCACCGACAUUCUGAAAGGGUACUCAAGCCAGAACCACCACGAUGCUGAAGACUAUCGUAAUUUUGUCCGUUGUGGCCAUUCUCGCUAAAGCCAGCCCGGCACCGGUUGGCCUAUUCGAGAACGAGAUAACGAAAGCUCUCCAAAAAGCCCUGAAACCUCUAGACCCCGUCGUGGUGCCAGCAAUCACUGAUCUCCACAUCACGACCGACCACAGCAGCAUUCUCUUCUCGGCCACCGACGUGAAUUUCUCUGGUCUCUCCAGCAUCGCUUGUACAAAGUUCACUCCACCAAUUAUAACUAAACGGACCGCGAUGGCUCUGAAAUUCGGGGACCUCGUCGGGAAGACCUCCAGCUACACCAUGAAGGGCGAGUUCGAGGCGGCGCCCUACGAUGCCUCCGGCGUAGGAGAAUUAUCCAUCAGUGGACUGCGCUUCUCCGUAGACUUCAAGACAGCCAGUUACUCAAUCUCUCCCGUGUCUGUCUGCAUCCAGCCUGGGUCUCUCUCAGGAAAGAUCUCUGCCGAUAAAAUUUUGGCCAACUUCGAAGGCGCUGACGAGAUCAACAAGGACAUCAACGAAAACGCCGACGCCCUUCUGGAACAGAUCGAAGCCCAGAUCAACGCCCUGGCGCCCACGAUCGAAGCUACCAUCAACGCCGUUUUGUGCAAGAAAGCUUAGUUUAGAGAGGGUGAUGAGGUGACCCUAAGCUUUCUAUCUAUAAGUUCGUUUAGUUAAUGUUCUCCCCCCC
Molecule: messenger RNA, 880 nt
Organism: Macrobrachium nipponense
Lineage: Eukaryota; Metazoa; Arthropoda; Malacostraca; Decapoda; Palaemonidae
Exons: 7
Coding region: 175-810 (211 amino acids)
Source: RefSeq, a predicted model, not a curated record